GCGCAUGCGCCUCACUGAGAGUGGUAACUGCGCAUGCGUGGCCGGAAGUCGUGUCCUAACUGUGGCAGCCCUCCGGAGAGCCAUGGCUGCCGGCGCUGCCAAGUCGUUCCUGGCCGAUGCGGGCUACGGCGAGCAGGAGCUGGACGCCAACUCGGCCCUCAUGGAGCUGGACAAGGGGCUCCGGUCUGGCAAACUCGGGGAGCAGUGCGAAGCCGUGGUCCGUUUCCCCCGGCUCUUUCAGAAGUAUCCCUUCCCCAUUCUCAUUAACUCAGCCUUCUUGAAGCUGGCUGAUGUUUUCAGAGUUGGAAACAAUUUCCUGAGGCUGUGUGUGCUGAAAGUUACACAACAGAGCGAGAAGCACUUGGAGAAGAUCCUGAAUGUGGAUGAAUUUGUGAAAAGAGUGUUUUCUGUAAUUCAUAGCAAUGAUCCAGUUGCACGGGCCAUCACACUUCGGAUGUUGGGAAGCAUGGCGUCCAUCAUUCCAGAAAGGAAGAAUGCACAUCACAGUAUUCGCCAGAGCUUGGAUUCCCAUGACAAUGUGGAAGUUGAAGCUGCCAUAUUUGCUGCUGCUAACUUUUCUGCACAGUCCAAGGAUUUUGCUGGAGGAAUAUGUAACAAAAUUAGUGAAAUGAUUCAAGGUUUGGCAACUCCAGUGGAUUUGAAGUUGAAGUUGAUCCCCAUACUACAGCACAUGCACCAUGAUGCUAGCCUAGCUUCCAGCUCCCGUCAGCUUCUACAACAGCUGGUGACAUCGUAUCCUUCUACCAAGAUGGUCAUUGUUACACUACACACCUUUACCUUACUUGCUGCUUCCUCCUUGGUUGACAUUCCCAAACAGAUUCAGCUUUUGUUGCAGUAUUUAAAGAAUGACCCCAGGAAGGCUGUGAAAAGACUUGCUAUUCAGGAUCUAAAGUUUUUGGCAAACAAAACUCCGCAUACAUGGAGCAGGGAGAACAUGCAGACACUCUGUGAAUGUGCUCUUCAAACUCCUUAUGACAGUUUGAAACUGGGCAUGUUAUCUGUUCUUUCCACGCUGUCAGGGACCAUUGCCAUCAAGCAGUACUUCAGCAGUGCCUCAGGAACUUCUACAACUGGAAGAACUUCUGACUUAGUAAAGUUGGCUCAGGAGUGCUGUUAUCAUAACAACUGUGGUAUUGCAGCUCAUGGAGUAAGCAUUCUGACUAAUAUAUCUGCCUCUUGCCAGGAAAAAGAUCUUCUGGCUUUGGAGCAAGAUGCAGUUUUUGGUCUUGAGUCUCUUCUUGUUCUCUGUAGCCAAGAUGGGAGUCCAGGAGCACAAGCAACGUUAAAGAUCACUUUAACUUGCAUGGUGAAGUUGGUUAAGUGUCGCCCCCAUCUGAGCCAGUCAGUGGUUGAAUCCUUGUUGACGCAGCUGCACUGUGCUCAAGAUGUUGCUAGAAUUCUCAUGUGCCAUUGUUUAGCAGCUAUUGCAGUGCAGCUGCCGGUCUUAGCUGAUGGAAUGCUGGGAGACCUAAUGGACCUAUAUAAAAUGAUUGGACGAUCUGCCACAGAUAAAAAGCAGGAACUUCUGGUAUCUCUUGCUACAGUGAUAUUUGUUGCCAGUCAGAAAGCGUUAUCAUUGGAAGUUAAAACUGUUAUCAAACAGCAGCUUGAAAAUGCCUCAAAUGGCUGGACAGCUUACAGGAUAGCCAGGCAAGCCUCCAGAAUGGGCAAUCAUGACAUGGCCAGAGAGCUUUAUCAAAGCCUGCUGACUCAGGUAGCUUCAGAACACUUCUACUUCUGGCUGAAUAGUUUGAAGGAGUUCUCUCAUGCAGAGCAGUGCCUGACAGGGCUUCAAGAAGCUGAUUACAGUUCAGCACUUUCUUGCAUUGCUGAAUCCUUAAAAUCCUAUCACAAAGGGAUAGCAUCACUAACGGCUGCCAGCACACCACUUAACCCCCUGAGCUUUCAGUGUGGGUUUGUCAAACUCAGGAUUGACCUUCUACAGGCCUUCUCCCAACUCAUUUGUACCUGCAACAGUCUGAAAACUAGUCCACCACCAGCCAUUGCUACAACAAUAGCCAUGACAUCAGGAAAUGACCUCCAGCGGUGUGGGCGCAUUUCUAACCAGAUGAAACUCUCUAUGGAAGAAUUCCGAAACUUGGCUACACGGUAUGGGGAUUUGUAUCAGUCCUCUUUUGAUGCUGACUCAGCAACUUUAAGGAAUGUAGAACUACAACAGCAGAGCUGCCUGUUGAUUUCUCAUGCAAUUGAAGCCCUGAUUUUGGAUCCUGAAUCUGCAAGUUUCCAGGAAUACACUUCAAGUGGAGCUGCACAUGUUGAAAGUGAAUAUGAAAGAAGAAUGAUGUCUGUAUUUAAUCACGUAUUGGAAGAAGUGGAAUCGCUGAACAGGAAAUAUGCUCCCGUGUCUUACUUGCAUACAGCUUGCUUGUGCAGUGCAGUCAUUGCUUUGCUGAAAGUUCCCCUUUCAUUUCAAAGAUAUUUUUUCCAGAAACUACAGUCGACAAGCAUUAAGCUUGCUUUGUCCCCAUCUCCACGGAACCCAGCAGAGCCCAUUGCAGUACAAAACAAUCAACAGCUGGCGUUGAAGGUGGAGGGAGUGGUUCAGCAUGGCACCAAGCCAGGCCUCUUCCGCAAAAUUCAGUCUGUCUGUUUAAAUGUAUCUUCAACAUUGCAGAGCAAAUCUGGACAAGAUUACAAGAUCCCCAUUGACAACAUGACUAAUGAGAUGGAGCAGAGGGUGGAACCUCACAACGAUUACUUCAGUACUCAGUUUCUAUUGAACUUUGCAAUCCUUGGUACCCAUAAUAUCACAGUUGAGUCCUCUGUAAUAGAUUCAAAUGGUAUUGUUUGGAAGACUGGGCCGAAAACUACCAUUUUUGUUAAAUCCCUGGAAGAUCCAUACUCACAGCAGGUUCGCCUUCAGCAACAGCAAGGACAGCCAGCAUCGCAGCAGCAGCAACAGCAGCAGCAACAGCAGCAAAGAACAGCAUACUCACGGUUUUAAUCCUCAGAAGUGCCAUUCGCUUUCAAGGGGCCAGCUUAGUAAUAUCUCACUUUUCUUGGACAUGGCAGAUGUCACUUUUUUUCCUUUUGAUGUUCCUGUCAGUUUUGUACUCUGGGCAUUUUUACAUGUGAUCCUGACAUGGUGCUGGGAACUUUUAAUUAGUGAGCCACGCUAGUUAAAAGUGCCCACGCAUCAUGUGUAUCAGUGGCAUAAUUGGGUAAUACGCGCUUGCACUGAGAGUGUUUUAUUUCAUCGCCAUUUUAUCAUUGCGGAGAUGCGCUGUACCACUGAUGCGUGAGGCCAGAGUGCGUCAAUUUAUGUGCUUCAGGAGACUUGAGUAAUCGGGUCUGCUCAGUACAGUGUGUUGGAGCAGGAUCCCUGCAUGUGUGUAAGUGCCCAGUGUUCUUAGUUGCCAUUGUUAUUGCAUUCCCAUAGCUAAUCAUCAAGGGGCAAAUUCAGGCUCCAGAAUAAAUAGGUGUGGCUCAGUUUAAAUGGAGAAUUGCUCUUUUUUUGUAUAGUGGGUCUUCAGUUUGGGAACCUAGCUAUAUAGCCUUUUCCAACACCAGUUGUACAACAGUUUUGGAAAUUAGCCAGCUGGGAGGCUGUCAAAGUUAUCUGGCUAGCAUGUUUCAUUGUCAUCUUAGGAUAUGGACUCUGCUAUGUACCUGCAUGCUGCUUCCAGAUGGAUUCUGAUGUUUGGAAUCUCUCUUGAGCCACUAAUGAUACUCAGAUUUUUCAUACUUUUAAUGCUAAGCAAAGAGGGCAUCUCUCAAUGUGUAGCAGUUGGCAGGAAUGUCCAGGCAUCCUUUCAGAUGAUAUGCUAUUAGUUUUGUGGUUUAAGUGGAAAUAUAUUGGCAUACCAGCCAACAGCAUUUUGUCUGAUGUUCAUGUAGCACUGUGUGUGCUUGUUCUCUCAGUGCUAUAUAUAAAUGUCCUAAAGGGAUAUCAGCUGGAGAACAGAGAUUUUUUUUAAAAGGACAGCACAGAUUUAGCAGUGGAAGCAAUUUGGUUUGUUCCUUAAGCAGGAGAACAGAAUUUUUUUUAUAUUUCAUCUUUGUCUCCAUUUCAGAAACUUAUUUUAUUUGUUUACACAGGAGGAAAGAAGAUGAAUUUACAAGUUACCUGUUUCAUCUUGAACUAUUUGCUUUAAAAAAUUGAUUUAUUAAAUGGCAGAGCUCUGGUGCUUGGCAAGUGUGAUCUUUGGACUAUGUUGGUCAGUUCAGUAGGUAUUGUGGAAGAAUUUCACUAAUAAAUAGCUCUCCUGUUAGUUGGUUUGUACUCAGUUUAAAAAUAUAUCUGCUCACAAAUACACCUUUAUUCCUUACCUGAAACCUAGAAAAAGGCCCAGAGGGCUAAGCCCAACCAGUGUUUUUGUCCUUAGGAAGUGCAUCACAUUAUAUAUAUCAAGCCUAGCCUUUAUGAGUAAUACCUGCUCAGUACUCCAAAUGAAACCUAGAACUAUGUCAAGGAUCCUGCCAGUGUUCUGGAGGAGGUUUUUUCCAGGCUCCAGUUUUGUCAAAUAAUUUAAUUGCUGUGCAGAGGAGGAGGUAUGUUUCUUGUGACCUGCUUAGCAAUGAAUUCCUAUUAUGCUCAUCACUGGCAUAUUUGGGUGUCUUUAGGUCCUGUAUGUUAUCCUCACUAGUUUAAAAUACUGAUGUGCAGUUGUUCAUCAAAGUUGUCCUCUCCAAGACAGACUUGAAUGCAGUCUUUGUCUGUGUAGAUGGGCUUUACUGCUGUAGUUGACCGGCCAUUUUUUUUUAAUGGAUAGAAUAUAAUAAAAACUUUUAAAACCUA
Messenger RNA from Alligator mississippiensis (American alligator), 4780 nucleotides. It is a transcript of the gene INTS7, whose product is annotated as integrator complex subunit 7. The record is from RefSeq and is a predicted model, not a curated record. Gene Ontology annotation, biological process: snRNA 3'-end processing. NCBI's taxonomy places the organism in Eukaryota, Metazoa, Chordata, Crocodylia, Alligatoridae. The transcript has 20 exons. Bases 5 to 2986 code for a protein of 993 amino acids. Gene Ontology annotation, cellular component: integrator complex.